Molecule: messenger RNA, 1230 nt
Organism: Cercopithifilaria johnstoni
Lineage: Eukaryota; Metazoa; Nematoda; Chromadorea; Rhabditida; Onchocercidae
Source: the annotation of a GenBank genome assembly
AUGAAAGUAAUAGUGACAUGCGACUUGACUGGAGCAAAUGUGUUUCCAAUUGAAAUAAGCAACAAUAUGGAAAUGGAAAAUUUUUUGGUACUUUGCAAAAUUGAAAUUCCUGCCUUGAGUGAUGUACCGACGUCGCAGUUAAACAUCAUUCACAAUGGACAUACAAUGAAUGUGAAUGAGAGCAAUUUGAAGAAAACUUUGAAUGAUUGGAAAAUAUAUGAUAAUGAUAUAAUUGUGCUGGUAGCAAACAAACCAACAACAUCUUCUAAACAACCUCGAUAUUCAAAUACUUUGGUUGCAGAUUUAGUAAAGUCAAUCAGAGUGCCACAGGAUAACAUGCGUCAUGGCAAGAGUGAUCUAAAAAAUAAUGAACUUGAUCAGCUUCGUAUGCUUUUUGAUGGACUCAGGAAUAGCAUGGAGCGUCGCGAUCGUUUGCGUAACGUUGUUCCAAAUUUAGUUGCUGCGGUUGAACAAAACAAUUUUGAUAUGUUUAAAGCACAGUAUAUUACUGAACGAGAAAAUGCAUUUGCUCGAGAACGAGAAAUGCUUGAUCCAACAAGUGCCGAAGGACAACGACUGAUUGCCGAACAGAUCCAACGUGAAAACAUUGACUUUUCACAUCAGUUCGCAAUGGAACAUAUGCCCGAAGCUUAUAUACCUGUGACAAUGCUGUACAUCAAGAUGAAAAUAAAUGGGGUCGAAGUAAAAGCAUUCGUGGAUUCAGGAGCACAAGUGUCUAUAUUGUCCGAUUCCAUUGCGCAGCGUUGCAAUUUGAUGCGCUUAGUGGAUAAGAGGUUUCGAGCAACGGUACAUGGAGUUGGUGGCGCUCAACAGUUAUUAGGAAAAAUACAUGCAUGUCAAGUUCAAAUUGAAGAGCAAUUUUUCUCAUGUAAUUUCGAUGUUCUGGCGAACGGUGAUAUUGAGGUUUUGCUUGGCCUAGACAUUCUUAAACGACACAGUUGUGUCAUUGAUUUACAAAACAAUUGUUUGCGAUUCGGCGAAUCAGCAUUUACGCACUUCUUACCGGAUUCAGAAGUUCCACAAAGAAAUCCGGAACGAUUCGGGACUGCACAUGCUAGCAGUGCGAAUGUAGAAGUGGAUAGCGCAAAGUUGGCUUCGCUGAUGGCACUUGGUUUUGAAGAAACAGCAGCUCGUACAAUGCUUAUACAGUGUGGAAAUGAUGUGGAAGCGGCAGCCGCAAAUUUACUAGCUAGACAAUCAACACUGUGA